Linnemannia hyalina is the source of this 1593-nucleotide messenger RNA. The record is from the annotation of a GenBank genome assembly. Lineage: Eukaryota; Fungi; Mortierellomycota; Mortierellomycetes; Mortierellales; Mortierellaceae.
AUGUUGAGUGAACUCGCAUGGAAUUCACCUCCCCUCGACACAAGGACCACAUCCCUCCGGCAUGCCUGGAACUGGGCAAAGAUCAAGCCUGACCCCAAGAACCCGUUUUUUGCCAAGCGGAGUACUAAGAACACACCUCAUACUGCUGUUGUCCUCCUGCGCAACGCCGAAGUACCCAUGCUUCAAAUACAGCCUCCGGUGUUCAUGCCCUCUACGAGUGAAGAAGUGCAACAUUCCCUCAACAUCUUACUGUUCAUGUCCGACUUCAACAACGAACCGCGGCCACUCGCUGUCAAUGUCCUCGCCUGCUCCUCCACCGGAUUGAUCCAUUACAUUCAGAUCGCCAACCAACACCUCUCUUUGAUCUUACCGACCUACAACAUCACCAAUGGAGGGCGACAGCCUGAGCUGAUCCCACCACUCUUAAAGACCUUCCUGGAAUCCUCGGCAUAUACAAAGAUCGGAUUUGGAGCAUACGAGGACUCUGCGCGGAUCAAGGACCAAUACGGCAUCGCGAUCAAGAACAUCCUUGAUAUCCACUGGAUGGCCAAGGUCAUGGGCAUUGGAUCUUCCAGCGUGGGGAUGCUACAUGAUGUGUUUGGAGAAGUACACGACGUCUAUAUACCCGGUAGAAUUCAUCCUGGCGGCAACCAUUCCAGGCAAGCAGAUCGGCAGCAGGUACAGCAGGGCCGAUCACAGCAACAGCCUCAGCAGAGUCCACAGGAAGGAGCAAUCAUUGAUCCGCGCCGAUGGGACUGGGAGUCGCACGGGAACCUUGAGCUCUCCAGGGAGCUUGUCCGGUGUGUAGCGCAGGAUGCCUUUGCGACGCUGAAGAUGUACGAUAACAUUGUAAAUCAAAAGUUCAAGCCCGGCUACCAACCUGGACUUAUUGACCCCCGGAUAACAGUUGAUCGGGCAAGAAACUUUUUGCUUACCAGCGUGCCACGAGGAACGAGGGAUGCCUUGGCGCUGGCGCUGAUGAGGCAACUGAUUGACAGCCGGGAACUCGUUGCGGACAGGGCAGAUCCGGCACCCUUUUCUUUCCAGGAUCCAUCAAUUCUCGGUCGGAAAGUUGUGUUGCCUGGCGUCCGAUCUAGUGACGCGAUCUUGAGUCAACAGCAUAGCAGGAAGGUCAUCGCCGAGGUAUUCGGGUGUCGUCCGGACGAGUUGAGACUGAUGCAGGAUUCGGAUAUGACCAGGAAACCCGACAAAAUUCAGGACCUGGAGUGUUUCUUGGGUGUCUACGAGUGGCUCGAGUUCCUGCCAGGUGCAGAGCUGGACGAGCCUUCGUCAUCUGUUUCUCGGGAUCGGGUUCAAAAGCGUGUCGGCGCUCAAGACGAUACAAACGCUACUCCAACCUCGAGUCGGAAGCUGCCAACCUUGCUGGCAUUGUUCUUAAACUUUGGUACUGUGGCACGACGUGCCAAUGAUAGGCCGGUAGAGACCAAGCAAUGGGUGAUUCAGCGGAUAGAGAAGCUUGUCCAACAAGGAGCCCUUCUUCGAUCAACAGGGCCAGAUGGGUGGAUCCGCAUCAACCCCUCCCUACUUCGACGACUUAAACGGACCGAUAAUAAACCUUCAUCGACCAAUUGA